Molecule: messenger RNA, 1631 nt
Organism: Brachypodium distachyon (stiff brome)
Lineage: Eukaryota; Viridiplantae; Streptophyta; Magnoliopsida; Poales; Poaceae
Product: protein G1-like5
Exons: 2
Coding region: 609-1232 (207 amino acids)
Biological process (GO): response to light stimulus; mRNA transcription
Cellular component (GO): nucleus
Source: RefSeq, a predicted model, not a curated record
GCAAAUCGCCGUUCUAAUUCCAUCUUCCACUCUUGCAGCUCGAUCCCGUCUCGGCUAGCUACAUCAGAAUUUAAAACCCUCCUCGCCGUACCGAUAUUUCACCGGCCCCUAACUUUUGCCCCCGUCCAUCCAUCCAUUCAUCCCGUCACAUCACCUUUCAUCGCCCGCUGUCUCCUCCCUCCCCGGCCCAUAUUCACCUCCCCCCUCCCCUCCCCCUCCUUGAAGAGCUAGCGUUGCUAGAGCCUCCAUUAAUACACCCCACAAGCUUCACUUUCCUAGCUCCCCCUCUCCUGCUACGUACUGCUCGGCUGCUCCAGUUCCCCUCUUGGACCGUCCGUCGCCACAGCCCACAGGAUCGAUGUCAAUCGAUCCAGCGUGUAGCUGAAGCUCCCACACCAACAUCGAUCGAUCCUCCUCCUGCCACCUCGUGCACGUUCUUGCAGUGGGUAGACUACGUACGAGCGAUACAUAUAGAUCUUCUGUGGCCUCCGUUCGUUGAUCUAGCUUGCUUUGUUGGUGCCGCGGGAAAUAUCUCCCCGGCCGGUCCCUGUUCUUCACUGGAGAGGAUCGGAGCUGCAAAGUGAGUGCCGGAGCUAGAUCGAGCUAGGAUGGACUUGGUACCGCACCCGGACAGCCCGCACUCGGACAACAACAGCGGCGGCGGCGGCGGGGUCGCUGCAGCAUCCUCAGCCGGCGCGUCCCCCUUGUCGUCCCCGAGCCGGUACGAGUCCCAGAAGCGUCGCGACUGGAACACGUUCGGGCAGUACCUGCGGAACCACCGGCCGCCGCUGUCGCUGGGCCGUUGCAGCGGCGCGCACGUGCUGGAGUUCCUGCGGUACCUGGACCAGUUCGGCAAGACCAAGGUGCACGCGCAGGGCUGCCCCUUCUUCGGCCACCCGAACCCGCCGGCGCCCUGCCCGUGCCCGCUCAGGCAGGCCUGGGGCAGCCUCGACGCGCUCGUGGGCCGCCUCCGGGCCGCCUACGAGGAGAACGGCGGCAGGCCCGAGAACAACCCAUUCGGGGCCCGCGCCGUCAGGCUCUACCUCCGCGAGGUCCGCGAGCACCAGGCCAGGGCGCGCGGCGUCAGCUACGAGAAGAAGAAGCGCAGGAAGAACAACCCUGCUGCUGGCCCGCACCACGGAGACCUUAAUGGCAAUAGCAGCAACGGCGUCGGCCACCACCACCACAUGCCUCCGCCGCCGCCGCCGCCGCCUUCCGGUGCCGCCGUGUGAGCUAGCUUUAGAGCCGUCUGCACCCAGAUCGAUCAACGGCUUCACUACCACUGCCGGCCGGCUGGCAGCGUCGCUGCGCGUGUCAGUCGUCGAUCCCCCCCGGCCCUACGUAUUCUCCUCACAUGUACUCUCGUACCAUCCAUCUAUCUCUGCUGCUAGCUAGCUGCAGUAGUUCUUGCCACUAUUAUAUAUCCCUAGCUAAGACGACGAUCGAUUUCUGCUCCUACGGGCGAAUUAGUUCCUGAUCCGUGGAUCCAUGCAUGCUUGUUAUCGAUUCCUCGCGGUAUUAAUUUUGCUCAUCAUUUUUUCAGCUAGCUUGCAUGGUUAAUUGAUCCAGCUAAUAUGAUCUCUUAUGCUCCUUUGUAAUCGGUGAAAUUAAUUGAUCAAUCUCGCGCGCUA